AUGCUUCUUCCAACGGGAUAUAAUUCAGAUCAGCCUCCUUCUUCUGAAAAAUUUUGUGAUUAUGAUCAAUGUUCAAUUUUAUUGGAUACUGAAAAUUCGCGUCAGGUUUUAAUUUGUGGUCACGUAUAUCAUAGUGAUUGUUUAAAAAUUUUAAAUUUCGGGUUUUGGAAAAUUCAGAAGAGGAUUAUAGAUGAAGAUAACGAGAAUGAUGAUAUGUUUGAGAUGGAUAAAUUAGACGAAAACUAUUUAGCACAAGAAAA
Funneliformis caledonium is the source of this 260-nucleotide messenger RNA. NCBI's taxonomy places the organism in Eukaryota, Fungi, Glomeromycota, Glomeromycetes, Glomerales, Glomeraceae. The record is from the annotation of a GenBank genome assembly.